Messenger RNA from Gadus morhua (Atlantic cod), 2501 nucleotides. Its product is annotated as ras-related protein Rab-40C. The transcript is spliced from 6 exons. Bases 471 to 1379 code for a protein of 302 amino acids. Lineage: Eukaryota; Metazoa; Chordata; Actinopteri; Gadiformes; Gadidae. The record is from RefSeq and is a predicted model, not a curated record. Gene Ontology annotation, molecular function: GTP binding; GTPase activity. Gene Ontology annotation, biological process: intracellular signal transduction.
CGGUGGAGAGCGGAAACAGCCGAGACCAGGGUUUAAUUCUUAUUCUUUCUGUGGGCAGAAUAGCUCAUAAUUCAGAUAUCAAAACAGUUAUUUUGACUCAUAUACCGCGUUUUUUUAGCCUUAACCUAGUCAAGUAUAACCCGGUUCGUGGAUCACAGCUGAGAAGGCAUGGAUCGAGAUGUUUGUGUUCGGUAGGAGCGGGGAGCCGUAGGACGCGACUGCUAACAGCUAGCUCGGCUAGCUCCAGCUUGCUCCGGCUCGGCUAGCUCAAGCUAGCUCCGGCUCGGCUGGAUCAAGCUAGCUCCGGCUCGGCUAGCUCCGGCCAGCUCCGGCUCGCUCCUGCUCGGCUAACCCAAGCUAGCUAGGGCUCGGCUAGCAUUAGCUAGCCCCGGCUCGGCUAGCUCCAGCCUAGCUGUGUCUGGUGGUUAGCACACGGUGAAGGGCCAGGGGCUCUGGGUGAACAGCAGCAGAUGCGCCCCGGGAUGACGGGGACCCAGGGCAGCCCGGUCAAGAGCUACGACUACCUGCUCAAGUUCCUGCUGGUCGGGGACAGCGACGUGGGGAAGGGGGAGAUCCUGGACAGCCUGCAGGAUGGCUCGGCCGAGUCCCCGUACGCCUACACCAGCGGUAUCGACUACAAAACCACCACCAUUCUACUGGAUGGGAGGAGAGUGAAGUUAGAGCUCUGGGAUACCUCUGGGCAAGGCAGGUUCUGCACCAUCUUCAGGUCAUAUUCCCGUGGUGCACAGGGCAUCCUGUUGGUGUAUGACAUCACUAACGGCUGGUCGUUUGAUGGCAUCGAUCGCUGGAUCCGAGAGAUCGAUGAGCACGCUCCCGGCGUGCCCAAGAUCCUGGUGGGGAACCGGCUCCACCUGGCCUUCAAGCGGCAGGUGCCCACGGAGCAGGCCCGCGCCUACGCCGAGAAGAACAGCAUGACCUUCUUCGAGGUCAGCCCUCUGUGCAACUUCAACGUCAUCGAGUCGUUCACCGAGCUGUCGCGCAUAGUGCUGAUGAGGCACGGCAUGGAGAAGUUCUGGAGGCCCAACCGAGUCUUCAGCCUCCAGGACCUCUGCUGUCGCUCCAUAGUCUCCUGCACCCCGGUCCACCUCAUCGACAAGCUGCCCCUCCCGGUGGCCAUCAAGUCCCACCUGCGCUCCUUCUCCAUGGCCAACGGCAUGAACGCCGUCAUGAUGCAUGGACGCUCCUACUCCGUCACCGCCAGCCAGGCGGGCGGCGGCGGCGGUGGCGGCGGUAGCAAGGGCAACAGCCUGAAGCGCUCCAAGUCCUUCAAGCCCCCCCAAAGCCCCCCGAAGACCACCUCCUCCUCCUCCGCCUCCUCCUCGUCCUCCUCCUCUAAGGGGAACUGCAAGAUAUCCUAGGGGUGGUGGGCGACCCCCCCCGUCGGGGCGGGGGGGUCGUAGAGCCACCGGGGUGGGAGGGGGUGCUUGCUGCAGCCAGGGUUGCCAGAUUGGCUCGGGGCCCAAUCGCAGCCUGCGUUGGGAGUACUGCCGUGGGGCUACGCUCUUUGAUUGGCCGCUGACAUGGAGCGGAUGGGUUUGAGGUUUUCUACAGAACGGGGGCCAUCUUGGGAGGGCCUCUCAGAAUCCCAGUGGAUUACUGGGAAGUUACUGGUGCUGGUGGGACUGAGAGGCGGUGUGUGUGCGCCCGUCAACGCUCCGAUGGAUGGACCCUGUCGGCGGGGGGGGGGGCUUUGUGAUCACAUGAUGAUUGUAUGGAUGAGUUUGGUCGUUCUCUGAACAACCGGUCCUGUGUUGUUGAAUUUGGGGAAUUCUGUGUUUUUGAAUGUAUUGUAUCAUUAACUUUAUUUUUUUUCGUUUACGUGUUAUUUAUGCUAACGGCAGCCUGGGGACUCCAGGAAUAAUUAUUUAGAUGCCUUUAUUUACCUCUUCAGGUGCUUCCGUUCAUUCCUAUUGGUUAAAGGGGUGUUGUUGCAUGACAUCACCCCUUUUAAUACGUGUCAAACCGACCCCUGUUGUCGACCAAUCACAGACGGGUCACUGGUCACCAGUACCUGCUCACUGGCGGGUCACUGGUCACCAGUACCUGUUCACCAUUCAGCCCACAGACAGGUCACAGGUCACCUGUACCUGUUCCUCACAGGUGUGUUCUGGGUCUCAGUGCUACACUGCGGCCAAACGGUUGGAUUGAUCGAUGUGGGCUUCUGUAGGUCUCUACUCAACCGUAACGCACAGGCCCAGUUUUCCAUGUCUAAGAUACUUUAAAAAACGUUUUUCAGAAAUGUCCAACUUUUUCAUUACCGUGCCAUCUGUUUUUUUUUUUUUUUUUUUUUAAGUCUGAUUGAAAAUUGGAUUUUUAGAAAUAUUUUUAACAUGGUCAUUUUUUAACUGUCCAACUUUCAUAAACUGAAUCUUUAUCUUGGCCUUCCUAAGGUUGGAAGUCUGUUUAUAUACAGGGUCACAAGACAUUUGCAUUUCUUAUAAAGGAAAGUUAAUAAAAGAAAAUGUCUUUGGAGAAAGUGU